Zonotrichia albicollis (white-throated sparrow) is the source of this 4802-nucleotide messenger RNA. RefSeq names its product gem nuclear organelle associated protein 8 (gene GEMIN8). Gene Ontology annotation, biological process: spliceosomal snRNP assembly. The record is from RefSeq and is a predicted model, not a curated record. NCBI's taxonomy places the organism in Eukaryota, Metazoa, Chordata, Aves, Passeriformes, Passerellidae. Gene Ontology annotation, cellular component: SMN complex.
GGGAAGCCGCGCUGGGCCCCGCCGGAACGGAGCGAGGGAGCGCUGGAGGCGGCCGUGCCCGGCUCUCCGUGCCCGCCGGAGCCCCGCGCUGCCCGGGAGUUGCUGCUGUUGUUUUAAGGACAUUGAUGUGAACAUCGUAGUGAUAGUUCACCUUGAUCAUCACCAGAACAAACUCCACAAGAGAUGGAGGACACGAAGCCGUGGUACUCUCACAAGGUGUACGCCAGGUACUGGAGGCACUAUGACUCAGCCAUGCGCUGGAUGCACAGGCACCAGAAAGCCUACAGGAGAGCCAUGGAGUCCUUGUACUGCCUGCCAUGGCAUCCCUGGCAUCCUGCUGCAGCCUCUCCAGGCAGCCACUACUCACAUUGGCAUGGGAAUGACCUCCCACAUAUCCAACACUAUUCUUCCAGCUACAGACCAGAUGUCAGAGUUCCAUGUCAUGGGGGAGCUCAGCAGUAUGCAGGUGCCUACCAGGAGAGGGAGGAUGCUGAUGAGGACUCUGAAAUGGAAGAGGAUGCUGAAAUGGACUCUGAAAUGGAGGAAGACUCUGAGUCUGAAGGAGAGAUAGAAUAUGACUUGAGUAACAUGGAGAUCACAGAGGAGCUUCGUCAGUUUUUUGCAGAGACAGAGAGGCACCAAGAAGAGCUGCGGAGGCAGCAGCAGCUGGAAGCUGAGGACCCCUACGUGGAGGCUGAUCAGGACCUGCACUGGAGGGUGGAGCGGUCAGUGGAGCCGCCCACAGAACGGCCUGGGGAGAGGCGCAUGGCAGAAAUGAAGAAGCUGUAUGGGGCUGAAGCUGCCAAAAUCCAGGCAAUGGAGGCUGCCAUGCAGCUCAUCUUUGAUAGGAACUGUGACAGAAAGCAGCCCAAAUACUGGCCCAUUAUUCCCCUUAAGCUGUGAGUACCUGCACUGUGCUCUGACGUGGCAGAUUAAUCACACCAGAAAUAAGUAAGAGAUAAAUCACACCAGUGCUACAGGGUCAGGUGCCUCAGGCUGGGCUGCUGAAAGAACAAACUGCAAGUUUGGUUUUGAACUUUGAGGGAGAGUCUGGCAAGGACAGUAUGUAUUUCUUUGGCCUUUCUUGUCUUUUACAGUGUCUGUCAGUGAUGUUCACAUUCAACACACAUACAAUUGUCAAGUAGUAAUAGGAGGGACAGGAAUAUCAAACAUGUCUAAAAUUCAGCCAUUUGAUACCCACUUGCCUUGACCACACAUGCAAGAAACAUAACAAUGUCCAUACCCAGUGAACUGGCAAAACUUAAAGCAAUGCAGAGAAGAGAAAGACUACAAAUCGUCUGCUCUUCUUGUUUAGGAAUUUGAGUGAUCACAUUUUCUAGUCUUAUUUAACAUAGUAGUAUUAGGAUCUUGUUUCACACAGCAUAGCUUGAAGUGUUAUGUCUGCUAAUCUUGGAUUUUUUUGAGAAUCAGGAGCCCACUGGCCAAGAUACAACUUAUCAAAUUACCAUAGCCCAGACAUUGGAAUUCUUUUUCAAAGGUUUAUAAUAAAGCAGGAAGUUUUUCUUCCAGACUGAUACUUGUCUGGCAGGAGUUUGACUCUAAAGCAACAUUAUAUAGAAAAAUGUUUUAAUGAAGGGGUGGGAGGAUCGGGCAGAAGCCUGAUGUGGUUCUGUCUGUUAGAGAUAUGUUUAGCAGAAGAGAAACUUAAGAGGACACAGUGCUAUUGGAGCCAGUGCCUACAGUGAUUUUUGCUUGAAGCUUUAAAGAAGGCUUAUUAGAGUGAUAGACUAUAUCUGACCAAUGUUUACAGAGCUGUGGAAGCCAGGUAGCCCUGUGGGCUGUAUGUCUGUUUUAGGUGCAGGUUUCCACUGGCCAAGUGCAUAGGACGUGCACAAAAUUUAAACAGAAGCAAGUAGAUGUGUUUUCAUCCAUCUGCACAGAGAUGUGCCUCUGUGUGUGCUCAUCCAUCUGCACUAGCUGUUUUGGUUCUGCUUCUGUCACUCUUUACUUUGGGACAGUUAUGCUUGCCACACAGAGUGAGACACACUGGUGGUUUGUGUAAAUGUGGCUGAACUGGCCCCUCAAAACCUGUGGCUCCUUAGAAAUGGUGCCCUGAAUGCUUAAAAGGACUCUGCUGAUAAAUAUCAUUGUGGAUUGAAGGGUAGUAGUUUGUGACAUUGCUGCAUUUCCAUGCCAGGGCAAAGGAAUCGUCUGCUGGUUUCAUAGUGACACACUCAUCUGCCUUCCUGGCAACAGAAGAAGGUUACAAGUAAAAUUUUAACUUCAGUUCAUGCUGACUGAGUGUCCAGAGUUUCUCUGUGGCAUGUGUAGUUUGUAAUGCACUCAGCAGUUGCUGUGCCCUCUGCAGCAGCCAGCUGCAACAAAACAAGUCUGCAGUGCAGUUUGGAAUAUCUUUGCUUUCAGUAGUAGUUACUGUUUUUUCAAACCAGAAUUUCCAUGUCAGUUCCACAUCUUUCACAGAUGAAGUUAAACUGAACACUGAAAUGAAAAAGCCUCCAGUUUCCAAGACUUACUUCUGGUGUGAUUAAUCUGAAAAACUUCAGUGAGACAGGAGAGAGAAAAGGAUUAUUAACAGUUAUGCAUUUGUUGUCACUCUUGUUUUUGGUGGGUUUUGUCAAAAAUUCAGUGUUUUGUUUGGGUUUCCUUCCUUUGACCAAAUAAAUUUUCUUCUUAACACCUUGUAAAUUACUUUUAUUUUUUUUAUAUAAACAAACUUCCAUACUUAAAACACUUCAGUUCUUAGAUGGUAAAGCUUUCUUUUAGCUGCUGUAUUGUUUAAGGAAGAUUGAACUUAGAGCAGGAGUGGUUUUAACAUAUGGAGAAGCACAAGGAGUGUUGACAGGACUUUCACAGCAAUGUCAGGCAAUACCACACAUGCAUGGUGUGGUGCAAAAUGAAUGGGAGGGUUGCUGUAUCCACUGGGGCAAAACCCUGUCACAGAUUAACAUGCAUAAAUUUCUCUGUUCCUAUUUGAAAUGUUUCCAGUGUGGUGAUGGUGUUUUCCCUGUGCACUUCAGUUCAGAAAAAAAAGGAAGAAUGGGUGAAGUAGGACUGGGCUGUUCUUACUUUUCAAUACAAGUUCCAGUUCUUGCUGUGGCUGAUUCUUUAUCCAACUGGUUCUGCUAGCAGAAGCAGAAAUUCUGGUCUCAAAAAGUAUUUGUGGAGACCUCAUAUAAGACAAACAUUGAAUUCCUUUCCUACUUCACAUAAAAUGUAAAAUAAAUCUAUAAAAAGAAAUAUAUAAAGGAAAUUACCUUGCCUUUGGUUUUUUAAAGUAUUUUUAAGAGGGUUUAAUAUGCUUAAAUAUGCUAUGAGGUUAGGAGGAGAGAGAACUGGAUGAAUUGUUCCUUAGGAGCUAUGUACUAACUCCUGAAAUACCCUACUGCAGAUUUAAAAGUUGCUGCUAAAUAAUCUCAUUGCAGGGGAUGGGCCAGCAAAAGGGGACAUCUGGCCAACUACCCCUGGAUGUCCCAUUUUGCUGGAUAUUCAGCAGAACUUGAAAAUUCUGUGUUGCAGUUCUUUUACUCUAUCUUUCAUGUUGUUUUGCAUUUCUGAUAAAUACCUCACAUAAAAGCAUGUGAUCAUGGAGGAAAUGCAGUAGCAACUCAGAAAUGCCACUUCAGUCAUCUGUAACAUUCACCUUUCUUGCACACAUGUAUUCUGCUGCAGUCCUCAGUCAUGGGAACAUGUGCACCUUUUUUGCCCAAAGACACAAUGUUCCUUGACUAGAAUGCAGCUGUGGUGCUGCAGACUUGAUUCUUCCUUCUCCAGAAGGUUGCACCUUUGCUUUCAGUUAUGCCAGCUCUUGGUGUAGUCCUGCCCAAAGGGAAUUCUUCACUUGCUGGUGGUAUACUGUUUCUCAUGAGCUUUUCCCAGCUCCAGUACAAGGAUUAUUAUACUCUGAAGUCAAAAAUUGUCAUCCAGUCAGUCUUCAUUUCAAAAACUGGUUUCCUCAUUUGUUACAAACAAAUCAGCCUUAUUUUCAGGAGAAGAGUGUGUGAUUGGUUGAAGAUGCUUUUAAGAUAGGAGAAAAAUGUAAUAGGUCUUUUCUACUAAAAGCCUUCUUAAAAGGAAUGAGCAAAAAAUCCCUUUCAGAAUUGGUGUGAUAUAAAUGUAACAUAGAAAUGAAGCAAUGACCUGUUUCCUACUGAAAGAAAAAUUGCUUACUUUUAUGGUGAUGUUGUCAAGGGGACUUGUUCUUUUAGAAUUUUUUCCCCAUAUAGCAGCUGACAGCUCAGUGUGCCUGUGUGUACAGAGAAGAGAUUCAGCCCUUUUGAUGAGCAUCAUUUUCUCAAUCAACAUUACAGGUAGGUAUUCAUCCUUUUUGACAGGGGUCUCAUUAAUGGCUGGCUGCAAAAAUCUCACAUUUGGAAAAAGUGUUAAUAAAAAGCAACUUAAAUUUCUCUAACAGCCUUUAUGAAGGAUAAACAUCACAUAUGUAACACAUAGAGAUUUGGUUGUUUGUGUCUUUCUCUUAGUUAAAGCUUCUCAUUCAUUAUGUGAAAUAUGCUGUAAAUAUUGGUGUCUUCAUCUCUUGUUGCACUAAUCGCAGUCUAGUUCUUGAUGUAGAAAUUGAGAAAAACAAGACACAGAUUCAGCUGCUUGAAUUUUGAGUUUUAAGUGUGAUUUUUGGCAUGCUGGGCUGAACAUUUUGGCUGAAAGAAUUAGAGAGGGGCCAAGAUUAUUGCCCAAAAUGUGAAAUAUAGUCUGUCAAAAUGAAACAUCCCAACUCUGUUUUCCCUCUGGUUUCUUAAAAGUGUAACCUCCUGGAAAAUGUAUUAUUUGAUAAACAAUACAUUCAUGCUGUGACAAAAAUCUUU